UGGAAGAAAGUAAAAUCCUGUGCAGGUCGGGCGGUCGCGUUGCCGGAGCGCGUCCAGGCGCGCUUCCCCUUUAGGACAUAUCAACACAGCGCCAAGGAGGACUCUGUACGCCGUCGCCAUGUAAUGAUCCGACCAUCCAUCUGAGCUGCACUUCUUUGAAAUCGGCGAUGGGACCUGGUUUGGUCCCUGGAAUCUCCUCCAAUGGGUAAGAAGAGGAAGAGGCCCGUCAAGGGUGACCGUGCGCCGGACAAGUCGUCUCAGGCCGGCACCGCAUCCACUGGUUUCGAGAACCAGAGCAGCCAGAGCAGCCUCGCUCGUGGUCAUGCUGAAGAACACGCCCAUCCUGUCAUCUCGUUAUACUAUCCCCAGGUGGUCAGCCUGAGACAAUAUCUCCUACGCCAAAUCCCCCUAUCCUCAAGGUCUCGCCGUCGAAGAAUUGUGUCCGUACGGGAUGACCAGCCUCCUGUCGGGACAAGCAACGAUAGCCGCUCAGGGGCACAGCUUGCCAAGCUCCUUGAUACAACUCUGGUGGGGAUAUUGACGGAGACUCCUCCCACGUGCAACGAGGAGCGACGGCAAGAGCUAGCUGCAUUCACGCAGUCGCAGUCCAGGUCCGAACUCGCUAGCACGGACAUCGGCCCACCAUGUGCUCAGGCAGAGAUCGUUGAUUUCGUCAUAUCAUCUUUAUUUAGUCACAAUCGAUUUUCCCGUCAGCAACCGCGUCAUCUGUUGGCCCGGGGCUUUAGACGUGCGAGCGCGCCUCAUGUUCCUGGGGACAGCACGAUUGCAUGCAGUAUUCCAGGCCUUGUGGCACAGUUUCCUAAUGGCAAUAUCCAAACUCUUAAGCAGGCGCCAUGGACAGAAGUGCUUGGCUUGUUGGGGAGUAAUGGAGAAGAGAUAAUGAUGCGGCUUCUGUUUGACUGUGGACUAUUCACUGCUGUUGACCAACAGAGAGGCAUCUAUUUCCAACUAAGCGGUAGGCUUAACUGCAAGCAGCAGAGUAUACAGGCUGAGAUGAGUUAGGGCUCCCUCUUUCAACGCUUGAACCAGUACAUAAGGUGCAAAGUGAUUCCCGCAGGAAUACAUCACCUCCCUCUGUCCCAAAUGAUGUGUCAGCUCCUGAGAGAA
Aspergillus ibericus CBS 121593 is the source of this 1128-nucleotide messenger RNA. RefSeq names its product telomerase reverse transcriptase. The coding region runs from base 202 to 1023 and encodes 273 amino acids. Gene Ontology annotation, molecular function: telomeric repeat DNA binding; telomerase RNA binding. Gene Ontology annotation, biological process: telomere maintenance via telomerase. The record is from RefSeq and is a predicted model, not a curated record. Lineage: Eukaryota; Fungi; Ascomycota; Eurotiomycetes; Eurotiales; Aspergillaceae. Gene Ontology annotation, cellular component: telomerase catalytic core complex. The transcript is spliced from 2 exons.